Molecule: messenger RNA, 318 nt
Organism: Mizuhopecten yessoensis (Yesso scallop)
Lineage: Eukaryota; Metazoa; Mollusca; Bivalvia; Pectinida; Pectinidae
Product: rRNA 2'-O-methyltransferase fibrillarin-like
Exons: 1
Coding region: 1-318 (105 amino acids)
Source: RefSeq, a predicted model, not a curated record
AUGGCGGGAACAGGUAGGGGACACGGGGUCGUGGACAAGGAGUCACGGGGUCACGGUGUCGGGGACACGGGGUCACGAUGUCGGGGACACGGUGUCACGGGGUCGGGGACACGGGGUCACGGUGUCGGGGACACGGGGUCACGGGGUCUGGGACACGGGGUCACGGGUUCGUGGACAAGGAGUCAAGGGGUCACGGUGUCGGGGACACGGGGUCACGAUGUCGGGGACACGAUGUCACGGGGUCGGGGACAAGGGGUCACGGUGUCUGGGACACGGGGUCACGGGUUCGUGGACAAGGAGACACGGGGUCGUGGAUAA